AUGGCCCAACUCCAGCCCCGCGACUACACAGUUGGGUGGAUAUGCGCCAUCAAACCUGAGUUCAUUGCAGCGCAGGUUUUUCUAGACGAACCUCACGAGGAUCCGGAGUACAUAUCUCAGCAUGACAACAAUACUUAUGCGUUGGGCAGGAUGGGAAAGCACAAUAUCGCCAUCGCUGCUUUGCCGAUGGGGGAGUAUGGAACCAUCUCGGCAGCCACUGUUGCAAGGGACAUGAUGCAUACAUUUCCAAAUAUUCGAGUUGGCCUGAUGGUUGGCAUAGGCGGCGGCGCUCCCAGUGACAGACAUGAUAUCCGGCUCGGCGACAUCGUUGUGGGAACUCCCGGUAAUGGAGAGGGUGGGCUGCUUCAGUAUGACUUCGGCCAAAAUAUACAAGAUCGGGAAUUCCAAACCACUGGUUUCCUAAACCAACCACCCCCAUUCCUGCGGACGGCACUGAUGAAACUACAGGCAGGCUAUGACAUCCAGGGUCAUACGCUUAGGAGUGAGGUCGGCAGGGUUCUUGAGAAGAACACGAGACUUCGUAAACAGUUCCGUCGGCCGGACAUAAGCACGGAUAGGCUAUAUCAAAGCGAAGUUACCCACGCAAGUCCCGGCGAAAACUGCGACAAGAUUUGUGGUGUAUCGGGGUUAAAACUACGACCAGAAAGGGAUGAAGACGACCUUGGAGUCCAUUAUGGUUUGAUUGCCUCUGCAAACCAACUGAUGAAGAAUGCAUUAGUCAGAGAUAAUCUGGCGUCGACCAGAGAUAUUCUAUGCUUUGAGAUGGAGGCGGCGGGAUUGAUGAAUCACUUUCCUUGUCUGGUCAUCCGAGGCAUAUGCGACUAUGCUGACUCACAUAAGAAUAAGGAUUGGCAGGGUUUUGCAGCAAUGAUGGCUGCUGCCUACGCAAAGGAUCUCCUCAAGCAGAUACUGCCGAACAAGGUCGAAUCUGAGAAGAGUAUUGGAGAGAUAAUUUCGGGUCUGCAGAUUGCCACAGAAGAGCAGCGUGAUCUUUCAAAGGACCUCCUUCAGAUUCAGAAGGAUCAAAUCAAACCAGUCAAUGGAAGAACAACGCUGUCACCAGACAUUCCGACUCAUAAGCAACAUUGGAUGAACCAGGAGUCUGGCCUACUAUUGGUCUCGGCAGAUCCAGGAUGCGGAAAGUCAGUCUUGGCCAAAUACUUAAUCGAUAAAGUCCUACCUCAGUCACAAGAAACUAUUUGCUACUUCUUCUUCAAGGAAGGGGACCAAAAUACUGUUCGGCAAGCACUAUGUGGCAUCCUUCACCAGCUCUUCUCUCAGAAGCCAGAUCUACUUAAGCAUGCUAUGACACCAUUUCGUUUGGAUAGAGAAAAGGUGACACACUCAGUGCCAUCCCUUUGGAAGAUCUUACAUCAUUCUAUCAAGGAUCCAGCCACAGGUCCUGUUAUAAUAGUCAUAGAUGCCUUGGAUGAAUGCGCCAACGACGAGUUCAUAAAUCUUGUGCAGAAUAUCGAGACUCGGUUCCAGAACGGCGAAGCUAGCAGGUUAAAGUAUCUUCUGACAAGCCGACCAUACUCUGGCAUACUUUCCAAGUUUCAUAACUUACGAAACUCACCUCCAAAUAUCCAUAUACGUGGAGAGGAAGAGUCUAAUACAAUAAGUCAGGAAGUGAAUCGUGUUAUCGCGUACCGGAUCAAGCAGCUAGCAAGAGAGAAGAGCCUCUCACAAAAACGACGAAUGUAUCUCAAGCAGAAGAUGCAACAGACUCGCCAUCGAACCUAUCUCUGGGUGUCUCUUGUAUUCAACUACUUGGAGAAAGAAAUAUUCAAGACCACUGCCAAGGGAAUUGAUGCCAUUCUUUCGGUACUUCCUACAAGUGUCAACGAGGCGAAUGAGCGACUCCUUAAUAAAAACAACUCUGCAGAUCGCUCAGUAGUUCGAAAAGCGUUAAGCAUCGUCUUGGCAGCAAAUCGACCGCUGUCAUUGGCGGAAAUGAAUAUCGCGAUGAGUGUUGAGGGUUCCCAUCAGUCGUUUGGUGACCUCGACUUGGAGGAUGACACCCAUUUUCAGUCACGCCUCCGGUACUUGUGUGGGUUGUUUUUGUCAAUUCACCAGGGCCGCGUCUACUUCCUACACCAGACAGCUCGCGAAUUCCUGCUUAGAGAUUUCAAACCCUCCACUAACAUCGGCCUCGAGCCGCGCUGGCAUCAUUCGAUCACGCUGCAGGAGGCUCACACCAUCCUCGCAGAGACUUGUGUCCUCUAUCUGAACCUUUUUGACCCCAACUGUCCUACACCAGACACAGAGGAAGAAGUGGAUGCGUUAGUGAGCAUCCACCCCUUCUUAAGUUACUCUGCAAAGUAUUGGAACGAUCACUUUCGCCGGUCUCUUUUGGCAGAAGGUUCUCCCAUUAGUCGCUAUGCUCUCAAAUUAUACAACCCAAAUACAAGCAUUUACCGGCUAUGGCUCACUCUUUACUGGGCCAUAGGAUACAGACAAGUGGAGGAGUCCCCUUCAAACCUCACAGUGGCAUCUGAGAGUGGUAAUUACACAGUCUGCAAGCUCUUGCUGGGAGAUGGUGCGUACAUCCCCAACAACGCGCUGGCGUUGGCUGCUGAGAAGGGGCAUGGAUCUAUAGUUGAGCUGCUUCUCGACGCCGGCGCCGAUAUUGAGGCUGGCGCGGUUGAUGGGACUUACACGUACAUAAGCCCGCUGGUGUACGCUGUCGACAAUGGGCAUGAGGCUAUGGUCAAGCUGCUGCUCGAGAGAGGCGCCUGUUUUGGGGGUGGGAGAGGAUGGAAUGAGAUGUACCCGGGCAUAACGCCACUGAUGAGAGCUGCUGGGGGUGGGAAUGUGGCUAUCGUCAGGCUGCUGCUGGAGAAGGGUGCCGACCCUAAUGAGGCGGAGUAUAAUUGGCAAGAACUGGAACUCUACAGUUAUGUUUCUCAUUUCGAAGAGGGUAAAACUCCACUGAUGCUAGCUGCUGCAAAUGGACAUACUGGUGCGGCUAAGAUCCUCCUCGAAAACGGGGCUAGCUUUACGACGAUCGAUUCUGAUGGUCGGACACCACUGAUGCUGGCCGCUGGAAAUGGACAUACAGGCGUGGUCAAGGUUCUGCUCGAGAAAGGAGCCAGCCUUGUGGCUAUCGAUUUGCAUGGUCAGACGCCACUUCUGUGUGCGGCCGAAGGUGGGCAUGAUACCGUAGUUAAGCUUCUCCUUGAGAAGGGCUCCAAAAUUGAGGAGAGAAGUCCACAGACGAGAGACAACAAGCCCAUGACGCCGCUAUUGUGGGCCGCAAAGGGCGGUCACAGUGCUACAGUCAGGCUACUUCUCGAGAAGGGCGCUUGCAUUGAGACCAAAAAUGUCAUGAACGGAGGCAUGACGGCGUUCUCAUACGCGGUUGCUGGCGGGCACGAAUCCGUGGUCAACCUGUUGCUCGAAAAUGGGGCCAAUCCUGUAACCAGAGAAGAUUCGGACCCAACCUCAAUAGCGUUAGAUAUACUAUAUUAA
This is a messenger RNA of Clonostachys rhizophaga, 3492 nucleotides long. NCBI's taxonomy places the organism in Eukaryota, Fungi, Ascomycota, Sordariomycetes, Hypocreales, Bionectriaceae. The record is from the annotation of a GenBank genome assembly.